UCGCACUUUACCCACCUCCCACCUUAUCCCCUUUCAAAUCGGUGGCCUUCUCUCCUCAAAUCGGUGGCCUUCUCUCCUCAAAUCCUUUCGUCCUCCAUAUGGAAGAGGAAUCAAUCACUCCUUCGAACCAUGGAACUCUCCUUUCCUCUGUGUCAUCUUCUAAUUCCAACAUGGAACCCCAUCCCUCUUCCGAUGUACACCCACAUCCGUCCAACCCUAGCCCGUCUGAUUUCAACCAAGCCGUGGUCAAAGUUUCCGAACAAUAUCCUCUCCUAGCCACUGCCGAUGAAGAUGAGCCUGAGGGUGCAUGCGGGUGGAAUGAAUCGGAAACGGGUCUAGCUUGGAAGGGAAGACACAUCUAUGCCUCCCACUACGACGAAUUUGAGGGUGCAUGCGGGUGGACAUCAUCGGAAACGGAUCCGGGUUGGAAACGAAGAAGGAGGUAUGGCUCUCACUUCGACGAGUCUCCUGAAUCGGUGGAAGAAGGCGAGGAGGUCAACUCCUUUGAUUGUCUAUUCCCAGAUCUGUACAUUGACAUAUUUCAGGACACUCCAUAGGGGAAGUAUCUAUUGCUAAAAUUAUGAUUUUUUUUAUUUACAAUGAUGUUGGCCUUUGAUGUGGUUAUCUGGUUAUCGGUUCUGUAAAAUCCGAAGUAUGCAAAUGUAGAUGCCUUUUUACAUGUGCUUCCCGCUUUUCUGUAAUGGUAUUUGUAGUACUCCUUACUAAUGAUGAUGGAGUAUCACUAAAAUUUAUUGAUUUUUCGAGAAUAUGACUACUUAUGUUUUAUUGUGUAGAACAUGACCAAAUUGAAUAUGAAAGGCAUGUGACAUCAAGUAGGAACAAUCAAUAGAGAUAACUACUUUAUUUGGCUAGAAGUAGGAGGUGAGUAUUUGUAACACCCCGGCUCCGUAGGCCCCGAGGUAGUUACUUCUGACCUCUAGUACUGUCCUCACAAACCGUCAUUAGCCUUUUCCGCGCACUUUGUCCUCACUCG
Cuscuta europaea is the source of this 994-nucleotide messenger RNA. NCBI's taxonomy places the organism in Eukaryota, Viridiplantae, Streptophyta, Magnoliopsida, Solanales, Convolvulaceae. The record is from the annotation of a GenBank genome assembly.